CUAUAGUUUCAAUGUCACUAUUUAAUUAACGUAAAACUUUACUAGAAUACAAUCAUUCUUUUGAUACCAUGACAAACUCAAGAGUAGAUGAAAAAGUUGUUCAAGCCGCUUUAAAUGAAACAGGUUUCGGCAAAUUUAACUACAAAGUAUUAAUUAUUGUUACUUUAAUAGCAAUAAAUACUGGUAUCAGUUUUGAGAAUGUCAGUUUUGUAAUCCCCGCAGCUACAUGUGAUUAUAAAAUGUCAACAAUUGCGCAGAAUGGCAUAGCAAUUAGUUUACUGAUAGGAAUGGCACUGGGUUCAUAUUUUUGGGCAUGUAUGGCCGAAACUAGCGGUCGGAAAAUAAGUUUAAUUUAUGGUUUACUUUUGGAUGGCUGCUCAAAUGCUCUAGCUUCUGUUAUAUCAAAUUACUAUGGAUUCGUAAUUUGUAAAUUUUUCAAUGGAGUCGGUCAAAGUGCAGAAUUUACAGUAAUCUUUGCUUAUCUUGGAGAAUUUCAACCUGAUCAAUAUAGAGACAGGAUGCUUAGUUGGAUAGAAUUUCCUUAUAUUUUUGGGACUAUUUUGAAUACAGGGAUCAGCUGGAUUAUUAUUCCAUUGAAAUUCAGUUUUAUAAGUGAAGCUACUUAUUUUUUUUUUAACCCCUGGAACUUGUAUAUUUUAAUAUGUGCGCUAGUAGCAUUUUUUGCCGCAUUUUGUUUGACUUUUCUACCAGAGACUCCUAAAUAUCUGGCCGAAACUGGACAAUAUACUCAGUUGAUGCAUGUCCUUUGUCAAAUGUAUCGUCAAAAUACAGGAAAAUCAGAUAAAAAAUAUAUACAAUGUUUGAAAACACUAAAUGAUCCAGACAUAAAUGAUUUUUUAUCAAAAAUAAAAUUAUCAAAUGAAACGAUCGGAAAUGAAUCCACUUUUUCCAAGAAAUUUAUUAAAUUUAUCAAACAAGUCAAGGAAAUUAUGAAGCCACCUUAUUUGAAUAGAACGUUGAUUAUUUGUGUAUCAACGUACGGUACUUCGUACUCACUUUCUCUCAUAAUGAUAUGGAUUCCCGAAAUUUUCGAAAGAUUUGCAAUGUUUGAAGAAAAAUAUCCUAACAUGACUGCAAGUGUCUGCCUUGUUUCAGAAACACUAUAUUCAACAAAUGCUACGCUAAAAAAUGGUUUUGAUAGUUAUGCCUGUCCAUAUGAAAUAGACCAUACGGUCUAUCUACGUACGAUAAUAUUAUGCCUUGCAGCCGUACCCGCAGCAGUCUGGUUACCACUUUUUAUUGAUAAACUCGGAUAUAAGUUUUACCUCAUUUCAUCGAACUCAGUUAUUGGAUUUCUUUACAUCGGACUAUUGUUUGUUAAAAAUUCAUCACAAAAUCUUAUUCUCUCGUGUUUUAUUAACGCGCUAGGAUUCGGUGAUUAUAUAAUUGAUUGUAUGUUAGUUAAUUUAUAUCCGACUCAUCUCAGAGUUAUUGCGUCUUCGCUUAUUGCGUUUGUUGGGUAUAUAGGAAAUUUAGUGAGCAUUUUUAUGGUUGGUUAUCUAAUCGACAGUCAAUGUAUAUUGUUAAUAAUAUUAAUAAGUACUCAUAUUGGAGUGGCAACUAUUUUUGCAUUUUUUAUUCCUACUGAAAAAACAAAAUUAAUCAAAUGAUUCAAUGGAUAUGGAAAAAUUGUACAUACUGAACCAGGGGUGCUGUUAUUAAUAUUUAGUACAUUUUAAGCUAACCCUUAAUUACUGGCCCGGGGUCAAAGCUGGUGCGAGCAAAAAUGUAAUUUUUUUGGUGCGAGUAAUUUAGGAAAAAAAAAAAACAUUCAAGUAUUAUAAUUAUUGUUAAUUCCAUUAUGCUACAUGACUAUAUAUACUUAUAAAUUUACUGCCGUUUUUCACAUAAUACUUGAUUUAUUUAUCUCGAUAAAUAAAUUCACCAUAUUUACAGACUAAAUAUAAAAUAUGUGUUUUAUUGCUUGUAUAAAUUUUCUGUACACGUUACUCUAUAAUACAAAAUGGGACGAAAUGACUACCCCAAAAUUUUACGUGUAAACAAUUUUCUUUUGAAAUGUUCGGUAUUUUUAUUCCUUUGGAGAAAUAUGGCUGCUCCGAAUUUUACUAUAAAAUUAUUUUUCUACACUCGGAUAAAGAAAUUUAUUUAUGAUUAUACAUAAGUAUACGCGAUUAAUAUCUAAUUAUAUAUAAAUAUAUAAUAACAUGAAAUUUUAUGUUCAAUUACAAGAAAUGUAUUAGAUUUGAAAGCCCGAAUUUAAAAAUUUGGUGUAAAGUACAUCCAUUUUAAAAGGCAAAAAGCCCCUUUAAUGUCUUCUUAAUCUCUGAAAACUGUGGUAGGUAAAAUAUGAAUAUAAGUAGUAAUGUAUAAUUACAUAUAAUUUUUUUUACCCGUAUACAGAGAAAAAUUCACGCUAAUAAUUACAAUAUAGUAUGGAAAUGGUUCCUAUAUCGUGCACGG
Microplitis mediator is the source of this 2442-nucleotide messenger RNA. RefSeq names its product synaptic vesicle glycoprotein 2B-like. The transcript has 10 exons. Gene Ontology annotation, cellular component: membrane. Gene Ontology annotation, biological process: transmembrane transport. Gene Ontology annotation, molecular function: transmembrane transporter activity. Bases 69 to 1631 code for a protein of 520 amino acids. The record is from RefSeq and is a predicted model, not a curated record. Lineage: Eukaryota; Metazoa; Arthropoda; Insecta; Hymenoptera; Braconidae.